UCCAUUUCUAUUAAUCCUCUGUCGUGGAUGUCAACAAACUUCAUAGCAACUUCGAGUGCAUGCCGCUAAUUAAGGUUUCAAUCGUUUAACCUACAAAAAGAAAAGACAGUAGCGAUGUCGUUCUUUGGAAUAUCCCAAUUGGGUUACCAGAAUACACUCCGUGAGGCAACAAUCCAAGCCAAAAUGGACCCUGUUCGCUCAAAAACACAAAUCGGAUUUGUUGCACUACCCCCGCUGGCAGAGAGGAACCCCCCAAGGCGUUCCAUCGUACCGAUUGAUCAGGUGUCUGGUUACGGACCUGGACCACAGGGCUCACACGUAGAAUACACGAGGAUGAGAACGAAGCAUAUACGUUCUCCAAAAGAACCCUUUGAGAUAUACAGAUUCCCCGUUCAAACAUCUAGACAAGUUGGAUGGUGGAGUAAAGAGGAGCCAUUGAGAAAGAACCAGCCCUGGACCUAUGUGCCUCGCCAUGUUCAUGUCAACAGUGAAAUGACAAGAUUUGUGAAUGAAAUGAGCCUAACUAACCGAGAGUUUACCUUGUUUUAAUACUUUUUGCCACAUAGCCGUAAAUGUGACAUACUUGAAAGAGGAGGAUGUGGAUGAAUGUGGAUUACUAGAUGACUCUAUUCUAUUAAUUAACAAUUAACACAUAUCUACAUAAUUAUUCAUAUGAAAAAAUUUUUUAAACCUCUUUUCAUAUAAUCAUGAAUACCUCAGUUUAUUCUAUUGGGUAAACUUUAAUAUAUACGAUAUACUUUUUAUUGCAUGCUCAAUGUCUGUAGAAGGAAACUAAAUAAAUAAAUAAAUGUGGAUUUUGAGUAUAAAUAUAUAUAGUGUACAUGCUUGGAAAUAUAUUAUAUUUUUUCACCCAAUUCAUUAUUUACCUUAAUUUUUCUGAUAAUGUUUUAAAAAAUUUCUUAUUGGAAUUGUUUGUAGAAGUACCAAUUUGAAUUCAGCAUUAUUUUUGGUGGAAAAAAUAUUUUGGAGUAUUUUUCUAUGUACCGAUAUGUUACUGGUAAUAUAAUGCAUCGAAAUCCAGCAACACUAAAUUACAUUGUCUUUUUGAAAUGUUUUACCUAAUUACAAUAAUUAUGGUGUGACUUCAACAGCAUUACAACAGAGUUGUAGUACUUUUAUAUUGCUUGGCAUAAGUGUAAUCAUGGAUAUUUUAAUGAUUACAACUGAUGAAUUUUGUACAGAAAUGUAGAACUUUAUAAUUAUACACAGACAUCAUGAACAAUUUUAUAUAACUACUAAGAAAUUACUUGUAUCAGCAAUGCCAUCAUAUUUUCUUAGAAACUAAAAAAAAAAAUUUUUUAAAUAGUCACAAUUUAAUUCACAUCAUUUCAAUAAAUGCUCAGUUCUAACCCAACUUCUAAGAAAUCAUUUUUUUUAGCCUCCCCUUGUAUGCCUAAGCAAAACAUUGCUAGAACAAAAACUAAUAGAGCAACUCAAUUCCAAGUGAAAGCUUCAGUGAACUUAAUUAGGUUAGCCUGCACUAGCUGUCAUAUGGAUCUUAGAGUUGAAUUCUUAUAAGAAUUUGGAUCUAUAUUUAUUGCAACUUUUGAUAGCUUAACUUAAUGCUUUUGAUUCUUUUUAAUGACUUGUGUUUUACUUUUGAAGUAUGUGUUCACGUCUUUGUUUUGAAAAUGUUUGUUGUUUUUUCUCAAUAAAUCAAAAUAUCAUUGAUCUUUGA
Messenger RNA from Magallana angulata, 1699 nucleotides. Its product is annotated as testis-expressed protein 49-like. The record is from RefSeq and is a predicted model, not a curated record. Bases 115 to 549 code for a protein of 144 amino acids. The transcript has 3 exons. NCBI's taxonomy places the organism in Eukaryota, Metazoa, Mollusca, Bivalvia, Ostreida, Ostreidae.